Coregonus sp. 'balchen' is the source of this 2228-nucleotide messenger RNA. Lineage: Eukaryota; Metazoa; Chordata; Actinopteri; Salmoniformes; Salmonidae. The record is from the annotation of a GenBank genome assembly.
AGUUCCAAAGCUGUGAGUGAAAACAACAAGAGCAACAACAGUGGAACUGGAAACACCAGCAAAGGCAACAGCAGUGGAGCUGGAAAGAAAUGACAUGUAAGUUAGAAAGUACUAUUUUAAUGACACUUAAACAUUUGUUUUACAAUUAGCAAUGUUUUCAAUGUUACAAAUAACUUUAUACUGUUUUCAGCUGCUGAAACAAUAGUGAAGUCUUGAUUUCUGCAACCUGUUGAAAAGGCACCUCUCGCCAAGGUAGUGUUAUGAGUUAAUGUCAAUUGCUGAUCUCUUCUUUUAUUUUAUUUUAUUGAUUAGUAGUUAGUUCUCACAAUUUUAACUAAUUGCACCCAUGUACUUUUCCACAGAACAAUUCCCUCACCAAUGAGUCCACCUUCGUGCCACCAAGGCCUGCCCCACCUAAACCAGGUGGUGUUAAACCACAGGUGGGCUCUCCCGCAAGGCGUUCUAUGGCUCCUCAGUCAUUUCGCAAUCCUACUCGUGAGUGCUUCCAGUGAUCAGUGAGAUGUUUGGCUGUGAUCUACCAUGGCCAACCUGUUUAUUUUCCCAAUGUCUUUGGCCAUGUGGAGUUGGUUUAGUGUAGAGAGCCCAAGUCUGAGAUGAUAUGCUUACUUACGACAUAACACUUUCUAUCCUCCAGCACUGAUGUCCAGUGUCCUUGAGCCGUCACAAUUAGGAACAAGUAUUCUGCAAUCCACAAUCUUAGAUGGUCACUGUCUUCGCCCAGACUUUGAUGUGUCUGCCAUUAAAGCUAAACUGUCCUUUUAUUCAGAUCAUGAUGAUUAAAAAAAAAACAUUUGGGAAUCAACAAUAACAGUUAACAUGCUAUGUCUCACUUAUACUACAGACAAGACGUCUUACCAAACGCAGCAGUAGAUCCUGAACGAAACGAUGAACACGAAAAGAUACUCUAGAGAUGCAGACAUUCUUGUUGGCCUACCUCACAGCAAAGGUAACUACUAACUAUUGUAUUUAGUGUUUUUCUAAAUCGGACAACAUGUUUUAUUGGUAUUCUACCCAUUAGGAUUAACCUUUUACUUAACCUACUCUGAUGGUUCUGUUUGACUUCAGAUGGAGAAUAAAAGCCAGAAAUUGAAGGCAGGGGUGGGGGGCGUAUUUGAUCAGUGAUGGAGGAAUAGGAGCAGCUACGGAAGGAAGUCCAUGAGAAGAAGUGCCAGUACCACCUCCUGGAGAAGAACAAGCAGCUGGACGACCUGCUCGAUAUACAGGUCAGAGGUAAUUUCUCUCAAUACAUCCUAAACAAUCUUUGAUUUAUGUAAACAAGUUGUGUAGCUGAAGAAGUUGUUAUCCUGUGUGUUUUGCGUGUGUUAUCAUUAUGGGAUGGUUGUUGAUUUGAAUUACAAAAGAUAAAUUGCUUGUAACAUGUAAAACAAUCAGAUCUUUGAUUUUGAAUAAUCAUAAAUGUUAUGUUUUCAGAUCACAGCACUAACUCCUGUGGCUGAUGCUAUCAAGCAGUUCACACAGGAAUACAAGCCUUUUGCCACCACAGUCAACACCCACGUCAUGAGCUGCCAGUGAAGAACUUCUUCAUUGAGGGGGACAGAAUGACAUUUCUGGGUUGGUAUUAUUCCAUUCAAUUCUUUCUUUACUGGAGUGAAGCGAAAAACCUACAUCAGAGUUAAAAACUGAUUUACUGCUUACGCAUAGGAUAUGAUUUCCUAUGAAUGUGUUUGAAUGCUAAAAUGAAUGCUAAAACCGCAGAUAAAGCCACUGCUAGCCUGAAGGAGAGUGAGGAAGUGUUACUGCAGUGCACACAGGGAGCUCAGCAUGACAAUGAGAAAUCUGCUGAGUGCCGAAGAGGGAUGAAAACUGCUGCACAGGACAUCAGUGAACAGCUCUCAGGGUAAGACUAUAGAUUAGAGACCUAAGACAUGUAAUUUUUUAGUGAGUCUUGCCCAUUGACUGAUUUACUGUAUGUGCAUGCACACAUAAGCUAAGUGUUUACACUUGUCAAGACACUAACAUUAUAGUGUCACUUCAAGACACUAUAACGUUUUCCAAAGACAUGAUAAACAAUUAAUGAAUGUGUAGUGGGUUUAUUUUUGUUUUGGUGACCACAGGAUUUCCUUCUUCACAGGGGUCUUUCAGAGUUGUUGGAGCUGUCAUCACUGGUCAGUCGCCAGAUGGUUCGGAUUCAGCAGGCCUUAGAGGAGGAGGAGCUUUGCUUGACCAAAGAGUGCCCCAAACAGUGA